AUGUCGGGUGGGCCUGAGGAUGGGUCUGUUAUCCCUAGUUUUGGCGGUCACGUGGCACGAUAUAUCUGGAUCGAGCAGGAGCAUAGUGUUUUGCGCUGUUUGAGUAGGACAAAGUUAUGUUCUGACUUGUUCACUUGGCGAGGUCGUCAAUCUGUGAAGGACCUCGCGGCAAUUGAUGCUAGCUGGUUGUCUCACUUGCCCGGCCUGAUGUUUAAAAGACUUGAUUGGCCGUUGAUUUCUGCUUUUGUUGAGAGGUGGCAGCCAGAUACGAACACCUUUCACAUGCCAUUUGGGGAGAUUACGAUCUUGUUGCACGACGUGUACAACAUACUUGGGUUACGUGUCGCAGGCAAUAUGGUCACCAUUACUCCUAGCACGGACGUGUUACGGGACGCGUGCUCGAUCACCAUGGAUAUGACUCCAGAUGAUUUGUCUGAGAUUUGCGGCACAAAGACCAUUUGGCAGGGUAGUGGGGUGUUGACUGAUAAGAUUUUUGAGUCGACAUUGGCGGUUGACCGGGAGUUUAGUGAUCAGCUUAAUGGAUACUUGUGGUUAGUGCUUGGAGGUAGACUGUUUGUAGACAAGAGUGGUAACCGUACGCAUCCUUCCUUCCUCCACGAGCUAUGUUACAUGGAUGUCCCUAUUAACGAGUAUGUUUGGGGAACAGCUGCACUGGCCUACUUGUAUCGGCAAUUGGGCACGACAUCACGGAAAGGUGUUGAUUCGAUUGCUGGUUGUCUCACGCUUCUACAAGCGUGGAUUUACGAGUAUUUUCCGUGCUUUCGGCCACAGCAGGGUACCUUGACCCGGGACCUUCAAAUGCCUCGUGCGUCUACUUGGGAUGUUGGAGCGGGAUGUCAUAGCAAGAACCUGGAGCGCCUGUUAUCUUUUCGUACUAGAAUUGAUGCGCUUACUGACCGUGAGGUGAACUGGCUACCGUACGGAGCUGAUCCUGCAUUACGAGUGCCCCCCACUUUAUUCAUUGGCUGCAUCCAGUACCGUAACAUCAUUGAACCGUACAUGCCUGAUAGAGUGGUGCGCCAGCUUGGUUUCGUGCAAGGCAUUCCCCGCGAGAUCAUCAGGCCAGAGAAGGCCAAGAGGCCGACUAACUUGAAGAUGUAUCGGGUAGACUUCCCGACCGAGAUGACAGAUGUGAUGUGGAAGAGGUUUGUCCCUGGGGUAUCUCAGAGUGUAGUUUUAGGUGCCCUCACCAGGCUUAGUGCUGCAGCUCCUUCGGUUGCGCCUGGUUACAUGCAGUAUCCUGAAAUGUCGAGUGAGACUCGAACAAUGACUGAGCAGCUUGUAUUUGAUUGGAAGUCAAAAAUGGGACUUUAG
Messenger RNA from Chenopodium quinoa (quinoa), 1335 nucleotides. Its product is annotated as protein MAIN-LIKE 1-like. The coding region runs from base 1 to 1335 and encodes 444 amino acids. Gene Ontology annotation, biological process: meristem development; meristem maintenance. Lineage: Eukaryota; Viridiplantae; Streptophyta; Magnoliopsida; Caryophyllales; Amaranthaceae. The record is from RefSeq and is a predicted model, not a curated record. The transcript has a single exon.